This is a messenger RNA of Prunus armeniaca (apricot), 237 nucleotides long. Lineage: Eukaryota; Viridiplantae; Streptophyta; Magnoliopsida; Rosales; Rosaceae. The record is from the annotation of a GenBank genome assembly.
AUGAAAGUGCUAACGAGAGAAGGUUGCAUUACUGAGCGGUAUAUAGCUGAAGAAGCUGUAGAAUUAUGCACUGAGCAUUUACCUGAUGUUAGUACAGUUCGAGUGUCAUCAAGCCAGAAUAUGGGACUUUCAAAGCCAUUAUCAAGUUACACAGUUCUAAGUGAACUUAAUGGGGAAGACAUGGCUUAUCAGAAAUUUGAGGUGGCUAGCUCCAAGUAUGGCAGUGCCAUCAUAUAG